AUGAAAUGCUAGCUUUGCUUAAAAAGUGAUAAUGGAUGUUACUUUACAAAAAAAUCUCAUGUUUAUGUAUUUUGUGGCACAUAUGAAUAGAAGUUAGGAUCAGGCACAUUAUCAGACCCUUAUAAUUUGUUUAAAAUUUCUUAACUUGAAGAGUACAAUCAAUUCUUUGGAAUUUAUGACACUGACGAUUAAGGCUGA
Molecule: messenger RNA, 198 nt
Organism: Tetrahymena thermophila SB210
Lineage: Eukaryota; Ciliophora; Oligohymenophorea; Hymenostomatida; Tetrahymenidae
Exons: 2
Source: RefSeq, a predicted model, not a curated record